GCCAGCCGCCGGCGGGAGCCGCACGCAGCCACCGCGGGGCGGGCUUGGGAACGUCGCACUGGGCCGGGCCGAGCCGGGCAGCGCAGCGCCGGGGGGGGGGGGUGCUUCUGAGGCGCGAGGGAGACGAACGGGAUGGACGAGGGUCUUUGCAGCGGCAAGCGGCAACGGGCGGCUCAGAUUGCAACAUCAAUCUAAUUAUUUGGAAGGCUUUGGAUCAUCUUCAACAAGACGGACGUUGGAUGUUUAGCAUCAGAUCUUUGGAUUUUUGAAUGUGAAAUUGAACUACUUUAUUUCUAGGUUUGCUGGGAUGGGUAAUCUUCUUAAGGUCCUUACCAGGGAAAUUGAAAACUAUCCACAUUUUUUCCUGGAUUUUGAAAAUGCACAGCCCACAGAUGGAGAAAGGGAGGUAUGGAAUCAGAUCAGUGCAGUUUUACAGGACUCUGAAAGUAUGCUUGCGGACCUUCAGGCUUACAAAGGAGCUGGACAAGAAAUUAGAGAUGCAAUACAAAAUCCCAAUGAUAUCCAGUUGCAAGAAAAAGCAUGGAAUUCAGUAUGUCCUCUGGUUGUAAGACUGAAACGCUUCUAUGAGUUUUCCCUCAGAUUAGAGAAAGCCCUGCAAAGCUUAUUGGAGUCCUUGACGUGCCCACCUUACACUCCAACUCAGCACCUGGAACGGGAACAGGCUCUAGCAAAAGAGUUUGCAGAAAUCUUACAUUUUACUCUUCGUUUUGAUGAACUUAAGAUGAGAAACCCAGCAAUUCAGAAUGACUUCAGUUAUUACAGGCGAACAAUAAGUCGCAACAGAAUAAACAACAUGCACCUAGACAUAGAGAAUGAAGUAAACAAUGAAAUGGCCAAUAGGAUGUCCCUCUUCUAUGCAGAAGCCACACCAAUGCUGAAAACACUCAGUAAUGCAACUACACAUUUUGUAUCAGAAAACAAAACGUUGCCGAUUGAAAAUACAACGGACUGUCUAAGUACAAUGGCUAGUGUAUGUAAAGUCAUGUUGGAGACACCAGAGUAUAGAAGUAGAUUCACCAGUGAGGAGACCCUUAUGUUCUGCAUGCGAGUAAUGGUGGGAGUUAUUAUUCUGUAUGAUCACGUUCAUCCUGUGGGAGCUUUCUCAAAGACAUCAAAGAUCGAUAUGAAGGGAUGCAUAAAAGUUUUAAAGGAGCAACCACCUGACACUGUGGAAGGACUUCUGAAUGCUCUCAGGUUCACUACAAAACACCUGAAUGAUGAAUCUACUUCAAAACAAAUUCGAGCUAUGCUGCAGUAGGAUCCUGAGACAAGUAGAUGUUUGUACUGAUCACAGAAGAUGUGUAUGUUUACAUAAUUUAAUACAGUUUGAUGUUAAUACUUGUGUGCAUUUACAUAACCAGUUUCUUGGUAUUGCUAAAAUAUAUGAAUCUGUUCAUAACCUGACUGACUUUAUAUAGUGCAGCCUAAGUUUUUAUGCUUGUCUUUAUCUUUUGACUUUUAAAAUACUUUUUUUACUUACUUUCAACUACUACAGUUUAUCUGUGCAUUGUAAUCCUUACACACCUUCUCCACUGGAGAAGUCAGCAGUAGUGAAGGCAAAAUGGAAAUUAAUCUGAAAACUCAAAGGUAGCACAUAAAAGGAACUUCAAACAUACGAGAAAAUACAAUUAAUUGGGUAUGUUUUAAGAGCACGUGGACAAAUUUUCAGUCAGGUAGUAUUAGGAUUUCAUCAAACUUGUAUGAGCAGGAGAAUACCUGUAUGUUCAUCACUGUCUUAAAAUACUUUGUCUUUCCUGUCCUAAAACAGCUGAUUGUAAGGAUUAUAUUCUGGCUGACAUCCAAAAGCAUAUGGCAGAGAUGUAACUUUUACCUUUUUGAUUAAGUAUACCCUGUACCUCUCAACAGUUGGGGAAAUUAAUAUCCUUUUUCAAGUUCAAUUUAAAUAAAAAGGAAAUACGUUGUAAGACCACUGCUAGAUUUUUAAAUUCCUGUAUAAUUGUAUUAGACUUAGAAAGGGAAAAUACAAAUGCCUUGACUUAAGUAGAAAGGGUUUCUAAGUGUGAAUAUAUCAUGAUGAACAUUCUUUCUCAAACAGCUCCACCCAGUAAUUUUUUUGCUCAUAUAAACUGGUACAAAGCAGAACGUUAUUCUGUGACAGCAAACCUUCCUGCUGUCUAAAUGGCCUCAUCAAACUAGGGAUGAUAUAAAUAAAUAUUAGAAGCUGAGCUGUUCUUAGGCACUCACUUAAGUUCCUUGGUAAUAUUAUUCAUUUGAUGGUUCAGAGUCAACACAGAAAUAUCUAUCAGAUGACUGCUCUUCCUUGGUUUAUGAGACGUGAUUGAUGUUUCAAGAAGUUGAGUUCCUUACUGAGUUGUUUGUUCUUACUUUCUAGCAAUUUUUUUUCCACUAAAUGGAACAGGAAUACUUUGCCAAAAGCAGCAAAGUACUCAUGCUUUGUUAAGUAUGUCUUCUGGGUGGUCUGCAGUUGCUGUACAUAUUCUUGCAGAGGUCAUGUUCUGAAAAUGUGUUCAAUUUCAUGUACUUUGCUUGCACGUAUGUGUGAAAACUCCAGUGCUUGUGCACAGAUUUGGAUUUGCUUAUUCCUGUGUAUAUAAACCAGGGUUUGUGUGCUCUCACUGGAAUUUUUAUGCAUACCACUUCUAAUAACAUUACCUUAAGUCUUAGAAGAUGCAUUUGGUCUGCUGAAACUCGGCUGUGCUUGACAAAUUGAGUCAUUGAACUCAGUCCUUAAACAGUAUUAAUACAGUAAGUUCUUUGGAGUAGGGGUUGCUUUAGAGAUUAUUUCUAUGCAGUUUCUCAAGCCUAAUUAGAGCCUAUAGGCACCAAUGUUCUAUGUGUUGUGAUACUGGACAGCAGCACAACUCCCAGCAUUCAUGUCGCACAUCCGCAGCUGUAGCAGCAAAUCACGUUGUCAUUGUUGUUGUUGGGGGCAGAAUUAGAGUCACACUAGGUUCUUUUGAUCUUUUUUUAUCCUUUUUUUUUUUUUCUGGAAGAAGUGAUCACACUGCUUUUUCACAGUAGUAAAUCCACUGUUUACAUGCUCCAUUUUUAAUGGGGGGGGACAUUUAAAGAUGUAUAUUAGGGAAAAUCCUGCUUUGUUCAUAGUCACUUCCAGUUAGGUAAAUCCAGGCAGAUGACAGGUCAUUCUGUUGAGCUUUGGGAACUGAAGUUAAUACAUGCUUACCUGCAAUUACUUGUCAAACAAUGAAGUCUUUAAGUAGCCCAGAGGAAGGCUAUUUGUCACUUGUAUAAUAAAAAUGUAAACCUUAAAACA
This is a messenger RNA of Pogoniulus pusillus (Red-fronted tinkerbird), 3277 nucleotides long. RefSeq names its product CYFIP related Rac1 interactor A (gene CYRIA). The record is from RefSeq and is a predicted model, not a curated record. Lineage: Eukaryota; Metazoa; Chordata; Aves; Piciformes; Lybiidae. Bases 308 to 1279 code for a protein of 323 amino acids. Gene Ontology annotation, biological process: regulation of actin filament polymerization. Gene Ontology annotation, molecular function: small GTPase binding. The transcript has 13 exons.